Molecule: messenger RNA, 876 nt
Organism: Oryzias latipes (Japanese medaka)
Lineage: Eukaryota; Metazoa; Chordata; Actinopteri; Beloniformes; Adrianichthyidae
Product: cholecystokinin
Biological process (GO): digestion
Cellular component (GO): axon; extracellular region
Molecular function (GO): neuropeptide hormone activity
Source: RefSeq, a predicted model, not a curated record
ACAUGGAGGCGCACACAUAAACACACACUGAGACGGAGCUGAGCGGGGAGUAUAAAAGAGGCUUCCUUCCCGCUCUUCGGAGAACUGCUCUCCUCACUCUCAUACUCUGCUCACACGCUCAACUUCUCUCCUCAAGAUGACCGCUGGCCUGGGAGUGUGUGUGGUGCUGGCAGUUUUGUGCACAAGCUGCUUGGGGCUCCCCGUCUCCUCAGCACCCUCAGAUGAGGGCCAGCACUCCCUCUCAGCUCCUUCUGAAGUUGCUCUUCCUGAGGCCGACACCAAAAGUUUGGAUGGCGCCCACGUCCGACAUAGCCGUUCCACCACGCAGCUGAAAGACCUUCCCGGGGCUGAGGAGGAUGGAGAUUCACGGGCAAACCUCAGUGAGCUGCUGGCAAGACUCAUCUCCACCAGGAAAGGUUCAGUGCGUAGAAACUCCUCAGCAAACAACAGAGGAGGCGUCCUGCGGGCCAACCACCGGAUAGCAGACAGGGACUACUUGGGCUGGAUGGAUUUUGGUCGCCGUAGCGCCGAAGAGUACGAGUACUCCUCAUAAGGGGACAUUGCUGCUCCUGCCCCCUUCCUCCGUGCAGGCGCAUGAGAAAAGGCAGAAAAAAACCCUGCUGGCUGGCUCCUCUCUGUCUUAAAUAAAGGUCUGUCUAUGAUGUAAUUGUUGUAAAUUUGUUUGUAAAACUGUAAUAACGCAAUAUUCUUACUGUAUGCCAAAUUUUGCAGAAAGCUCUCUUUUGUUUGUUUGUUUUUGGGGUUGGGUGUGGGGGUUGUUUCUCUUGAUUCUUAAUCAUUUGGGAUGGAGAAGGUUUAUGUGUGGUGAGAUUACCUGAAUUGAAUAAAACAGCAAAAGCUGCUUCGCUGCUUUCA